Salvelinus fontinalis (brook trout) is the source of this 771-nucleotide messenger RNA. RefSeq lists its product as uncharacterized. NCBI's taxonomy places the organism in Eukaryota, Metazoa, Chordata, Actinopteri, Salmoniformes, Salmonidae. The transcript has a single exon. The coding region runs from base 1 to 771 and encodes 256 amino acids. The record is from RefSeq and is a predicted model, not a curated record.
AUGCGUCCCGAGGCCUACGUCCCGAGGCCUACGUCCCGAAACCUACGUCCCGAAACCUACGUCCCGAAACCUACGUCCCGAGGCAUACGACCCGAGGCCUGUCCCGAAGCAUACGUCCCGAGGCCUGCGACCCGAAGCAUGCGUCCCGAGGCAUGCGACCCGAAGCAUGCGUCCCGAGGCAUGCGUCCCGAGGCAUGCGUCCCGAGGCAUGCGUCCCGAGGCAUGCGUCCCGAGGCAUGCGUCCCGAGGCAUGCGUCCCGAAACCUACGUCCCGAGGCAUGCGUCCCGAAACCUACGUCCCGAGGCCUACGUCCCGAGGCCUACGUCCCGGGGACUACGUCCCGAGGACUAUGUCCCGAGGACUACGUCCCGAGGACUACGUCCCGAGGCCUACGUCCCGAGGCCUACGUACCUAGGCCUACGUACCUAGGCCUACGUCCCGAGGUCUACGUCCCGAGGUCUACGUCCCGAGGUCUACGUCCCGACCCGAAGCAUGCGUCCCGAGGCAUGCGUCCCGAGGCAUGCGUCCCGAGGCAUGCGUCCCGAAACCUACGUCCCGAGGCAUGCGUCCCGAAACCUACGUCCCGAGGCAUGCGUCCCGAGGCCUACGUCCCGAGGCCUACGUCCCGAGGCCUACGUCCCGAGGCCUACGUCCCGAGGACUACGUCCCGAGGACUACGUCCCGAGGCCUACGUCCCGAGGCCUACGUCCCGAGGCCUACGUCCCGAGGCCUACGUCCCGAGGCCUACGUCCCGAGGCCUACGUACCUAG